Messenger RNA from Sander lucioperca (pikeperch), 2511 nucleotides. It is a transcript of the gene hdr, whose product is annotated as hematopoietic death receptor. Gene Ontology annotation, molecular function: protein binding. The coding region runs from base 173 to 1420 and encodes 415 amino acids. The transcript has 10 exons. Gene Ontology annotation, biological process: TRAIL-activated apoptotic signaling pathway; positive regulation of apoptotic process. Lineage: Eukaryota; Metazoa; Chordata; Actinopteri; Perciformes; Percidae. Gene Ontology annotation, cellular component: plasma membrane; cell surface. The record is from RefSeq and is a predicted model, not a curated record.
GGCUCUAGGAUAGGCUACUGGGUGGGGUACCGCCCAGCCGAAGUACGUCAUUACACCUGCGCUAGACUUUGGGACAGUAGCAUAUAAAACGCCUGUCAAAUCGCUUUGCCGCAAAUUAAACUUUGGAAAUGACUCCCUAUAAUUCUUUGGAUUUAGACAUCGCUACUCAAGCAUGACACCAUUUCUACAAUACAUGGCUUUUUUGACAUUGAUCUGGCACCUCAAACCCAUGGGGGCAUAUCCGCAGUCUGGCCUUGACUUGGUAGGCAACAGGACAAAGCGGGAUGUCCACUGCAGGCCCGACCUGGAGUACCUGAAUGGAAACAUCUGCUGUUUAUACUGUCCAGCUGGUACACAUAAGAUAUCGCCCUGCACCAGAGCAGGAGAGAAGGGGAAGUGUGAGGAAUGCGAGGAUGGGACAUACACUGAGCACGCUAACGGACUGCAGCUGUGUUUGAAGUGCACACAGUGUCGCUCAGAUCAGGAAGUUGUAAGGCCAUGUACUCCCACUCAAGAUACUGAAUGUCAGUGCAAAUUGGGAAGAUUUUGUGCUCCUGACCAAGCAUGUGAGGUAUGCAAGACAUGUUCAAGGUGUGAAGAAGAUGAAGAGAUGGAGAGGAGCUGCACCUCUACUUCCAACACAGAGUGCAAGAAAAUCCAGACCAAUGCUGUCUCUACCUCAGCAAAGGCCUCUGUGAUUGUGCCACUUGUACUGAUUGCUGCUGUGGUUAUUGGUGGGUUGAUCAUUGCUGUGUGCACAAGGAGACAUCGUAAAGCAACAGACACUCAGAGAAAUGUACCUGACGGGCUAAAAGCUGGACUGCAUUACAGCCGAAACUGUCCCACUAAGGAAAAGAGCAACGAAGAAACCCCAGGGCAGAGCUGCUCAAAUCUGAUCCUGUCACGGCAACUGGUGAGAGCCAAAUCCUCGGCCGGCAUUGAGGAAGAGCGCAAAGUGCUGUGUGAAAGCCUCUGCAGCAGCUCAGCCAGUAACUCCCAGCACAGUCUAACUGGCCUGCCCUGCUCUGCCUUCCCCGCAUAUCCCCCGCCAGCCUGCCCCAUGGUCCCCACACAGCCCAACAGCAGGGAAGAUAAGCAAUUUCCCAAGCUUGUUCCUGUGAAUGGUGAAGAGUCUCUGAGGAAAUGCUUUGAGUAUUUUGAAGAAAUCGACUUCUACUACCACAAGAGAUUCUUCCGGCACCUUGGGAUAAUGGACAAUGUGAUCAAAAGCAAAGACCACCUUCUCUAUGAUGACAAGAUCCAUGAAUUGCUGAAUAUUUGGGUGGAGAAAGAGGGCAAAGAAGCCACCUUAAAUGACCUGCUAAAAGCAUUGCUUGAUUUGAAUCAAAGGCGAACAGCUGAGACUGUCAAGGAAAAUGCUGUUCUCAAUGGUCAUUACUUUUGCGAUAAUGAGAGGUGAAUUGUUCAAGAAAACCCCUUGCAGACAACACUCCAGAUGAAGAAGAUGACCUCUAACCCGUUACCUGAAAUUUCCCUCUCUCACCCCCAAAUGUGAACAGGAAGUUGUCGGGGGUGUUGCUUACACUUACAAUGUGAAUAUUUUACUGAAGCUGCUGCUACUUCAGUAAGGGCAUACAGGUAAUGCAGGGCCUUGUUUAGUGGCUUAAUUACAGGCAUGCUUGACCUUAGACACACUCCAAAAUGAGCUUGAAUUCAGUUUUUUUUCUGACUUUCCUUCGCUCUACAUGUUGAUAAUGAGAGUAUUUAAUUACAAGAAGUGUCUUGUUUAUCAGGUGUGCAAAACAUGUUUACUUAAAAUGAGACCAAAUCUUAAGACGUGUUGAUUGGUUCACAUAGUGAAUGUGAUGUUAAUCAGACCUUAGGAAUUAAUGUCUUUAUGGGGUUAGCAAUGGAACAUAUGAAGCAAUAAACAAAAUGCCUUAUGAUCAAUUGCUACAAUAUUGUAUUAUUAUGCUGGACAGCAGUUAUGUUUGGUUGUAAAAAGUAUGUGCUCUGGCUGACUAUUGUAAAAUUGUUGAUCAAAAGUGUUGCAUCAGGGUUCAGCUUGGUUGUUGAUUUCCCGAAGCAUGUGUUAGAUAAUGAUUAAUUGAUUUUUGUGUCUAUAUUGUAUGUCUGGUCUAUUGUUACAGUUCUGCCAUAAUCAUGAUUACAAUGACCUCUUAAAAGUUUACCAAACCACAAAAGGUUCUACUGAUGUGCAUCGCUUUAGUACUAAGUGCCUUGCAAUACCAAAGUGCCUUGACUACCUUUUUUGUAGAGGUGAGUCACAAUGUUACAUAAUAUCUUACUUACUACUUAAUAGUCUGUUCUCUCUCUCUCUCUCACUUUCACGGCCUGUAGUGUUUGUCAGCCUAUUGUUUCUGAUAUUAAUUUACUUUUUAACUUAUUUUACAAACUUAGUCAGGUGCUUUUUUACAGAAUAAUUGCAAGCUGAUAGGCUCUGACAGAUCAAAUUCAAAAAUUGGGCUUCAGAGCAAAAGUUAAAGUACAACUUAUGUGUAAAUAAAAUGAAUAAACACUGCCCCCUUU